UCAAAUCGGAAUAGCCCAACUCCUCAAUCGCCUUCUGUCUCGAAAGCAGAGCCACGAUCAAGCACGCAAGAUGGCUCAUAUUGGUGCCCUCCCAAAGAUCCAUCGAUACAUCACCGCGCAUGAUGACCGAGGCAAAGCUAUCUUCAGCAAAGCCUUCAACGAGGAGAGCAAGAUGAAACCGAACGAUGACGGUAUCGCCUUUGCCCUCAGUUACAGCACGAAAGGAUUUCCAGUUGAGAUGGACGACGAUAAAGACCUGGAUGUAUAUGGCGAGAAGCUGAAAAAUCCUCCGGGACUUGUGGUAUCGGGCGGCACGGUGCUUCGCCAUGUGGACAUUCCUCCUGAUACAGCGUGUACGAUGCACCGGACAGUAAGCUUGGACUACGGAUGUGUUCUCGAAGGCGAGGUCGAGCUCCUACUCGAUAGCGGUGAAAAUCGAACGAUGAAGCGGGGAGAUGUCGCGAUUCAGCGAGGAACUAUGCAUCAGUGGAUCAAUCACAGCAAGAUAGAGUGGACAAGGAUGCUCUUCGUGUUGCAGGGGAGUAAGCCUUUAAGCAUCGCGGGGGAAGAAGCCGGCGAACAUCUGGCGGGCAUGGCAGGAGUGCGUUCUUCUGACUGAUGGGACCCUCAAUAGUGUUGGAGGCCGAUGAAUGGUAGUGAGGCACAAUGCGAUUUGAGUAUUCUC
Messenger RNA from Parastagonospora nodorum SN15, 685 nucleotides. RefSeq lists its product as hypothetical. The transcript has 2 exons. The coding region runs from base 71 to 619 and encodes 182 amino acids. The record is from RefSeq and is a predicted model, not a curated record. Lineage: Eukaryota; Fungi; Ascomycota; Dothideomycetes; Pleosporales; Phaeosphaeriaceae.